AUGGCGCUUUCAAGGCGACCGUCGUCUAAAGACCUACUGGCUCAGGCCAACAAGGCUCGAGAAAUAAUUAAAGCGCAAGAAGAGGAAGAGCGACGACUCCGCCAAGCAGCCGAAGAGGCAAAAGUACAAGAAGAGGAGGACGAGCGUCGCCACAAAGAGUUACGCAACAGAAUUGCUGAUCUCCGCAAAGAGAGGGUGGCGAAGGAGUCAGCGAUUGCGAAGUACCUAGCCGAAAUGGACUCCCUCGACGCAGAUAUUGAAAAAGCACAGGCUGAACUUGAGAAAUACGCUACACCACACCUCGAGUCUGUAGAUGAAGCACUCGCGUAUAGUCACCAACCGAUUGAUGACAUCGGGGCGGCCCACCAUUCAACGGCCGCUACCUCUGCUCAUGAAGACACCCAGGGUGACGGUCCCAAAGAACCCACACAAAACGAAACCUCAGACGCAGCUUUUGGACAGCAAAAUCUCCAGCAGCCAGGCACGGCGGAAUUGGGCGACGAGGACAAAACCGAUGGCGUUGGCCGGAGUCCCGAGGAGACCCAGCCAAGUGUCAGUUCAGUCACGCAAGAAUCGGAUGCUCUCGCCAACCAAGACCAUGGUUCUACUGCGGAGGAGAGCGAUGACAGUGACGACGAUGAUGAUCCUGUCCGUGGAGGUCCACGACGUGGACGAGCGCGUGCAUCUAGUACACCUAGCAACUGUCUGCUUGUCGAGGACGAAACUUCUAUUCAUCGUUUCUUUCCUAUGGUCUUGAGCCUCGAUGACCAAUGGCACGAAGUGAAAUGCUACAUUUGCGGAGCGAAUCGGCCCAGAGACGACCCUAAAUUCUUCACUGCUGUUUCGGAGUUGCUCAAGCAUAUAUCCUUUACUCAUUUUCGGGGAUGUGAGAAGCGACCGCUCGAGAGAAAAGAGACAUUGUUGAGAGGCAGUCAGCGCAUAUUUGGCCCAGAUGAUGUUAAGACAUUGCAAUCAGGCCAAAAUCUAGAAACGAAUCCAAUUGAACCGACGCGAGGCACUGCGAUCGAUGGCUGCACUGAUGGAAUGAAGAGGAGUCGUUCUCGUGCGAAUAUCGAAGAGGAAAAGGUGGAGGAGGAUGAUUCCCAUACUGGGGCCAACACUGCAUCCGGACCUACUCUUUCGAGCUCUUCGCGACACAAUCAACCACGGGACCGAAGAAAGUCAAGCGGAGAUGCGAGCGAGCCUGUCAAGGUCAAGGGGCAUGCAGGUUCAUCAGUCGCCAGAGCAGCAAGCAGCGUUCGAAAGCCAUCACGCCUAUUGCCACCAAAUUUCGCUUUCGGAGCAGAUCUCAUGACCGGUGAUAUAGCUCCACAGCCUUCCCCAGGCCUUGCCGAGGCUCCUCAGAUCCAGCAUCCCAGCAUCAUCGAACUUGUGGAGAGUAUUCCGCCUGGGCAUUCACAGUCGUCUCCACGAGAGGAUGCUAUUGCCUCAUCCCCCACGACUACCUGCCGAAAGCCAACUCAACACCAUCUGGAGGCUUCUCGCCAGUCUCUCGAAGUUGAAGAGAGGCGCGAAGAAUUACCCGAAACGAUCCAAGAUCAUUCCCAAAACGCAUCUGGGCUCACCCAAAAGACACAUCCGCCUCCUGUAAGCGCAUCACCGGGAAAUGUGUCCCGCACAGAAUCAGUUGCAAAUUCUGGGAGCAGUCAGUUGCCGCUCAAGCUAGAUGCUGUAGCCGCUACCAGCGUACGGUCAAAGAGCGUUGAGGCAUCGUCCAGCCGCACCUCAGUAACUCCUGGCAUCUUCUCGGGGCGUAGCAGGCCACCUUCCCAAGAAUUGCAAGAUGCACACGCGCAAGGUUCCGCAAGCAAGACGCUUACUGACAAUCCAAUAUUUCAAACACGUAAGGAACCUGUCGAGUUGUUUCCAGGCAGGCUGAAAAGCAGCGACCGUUCAAAAGCAGAAGCCUCGUUUGGCAUAUCUGCAAAGAAGCGGCCGCAUGGUGACGUUAGAGGCGAUCCUCCGGCUGCACUAAAUCUCUCGAUACUACACUCCAGAUACCCGAAUACUGCGCAUCUUGAGGGCAAUUGGUAUCUGAUUCGUUGCAAAGUAUGUCAUGCAAACGCUUCGCGGACCGAGUCGGGCGAGCUCAUGUUCUUCCGGGGCAUCGAAGGCUUACAGCAGCAUGUUCGGGAGGCCCAUCGUCUGGAAGGUGAUUAUUCGGCUCCAGAGAUGUGGUGCGAGGCUAGCCUCAUUCCACGCCAAGAUGUGCAUCGCUUGAAUUUCAACAUCGACCUUCCCAUCUUGAACGCCCGCUCAGCCGGCAAGUCAACGCAUAACCCGGCUUCUGCAGCGCCUCAGCUUGGUUCAUCUCCUCGAAAAGCGCAGAACGACCUCAGUCGUGAUCCUCGCAUGCAUGGUCGACCGUCAGGAAGCAUCUUGAGCAUUGCUACAACUGUGCCACCCGUACGUUCUGCUCGAAGUGCUCAACCUCGCGAGGAGAAUUCAACUUCAGGAUCGCCAAAAGAUCAUAGGCUGCAGGCCCAGGACGAGGUAUGUGCUGCAACUCUUCCUACCGAGGGCGCGCUCCCAGCUCCCUUUGGUACACAGAUGUCCACAAUGCCCUUUAACCCACAGCAGCGCGCGAGGUCCACUCCACCACGCGGAGAGCACACUGGGCGCGGCACUUCGAAAGAAGGAAUGAGAAAAUGGCAGCUUCUUCGAGCGCUCCAGCUGAGAAGACACAUGAAAAUCAUGACAGCUCGCAUUGACACCACCGCUACGACUUCUCGCUCCUCAGAGAGGACUUCGAUGAGCUCUGGUCGGGGUGAAUCACUGGAGCUGAUAGCAGAUUGGAAUUCGAAAUUACAGAGAUCCUCCAUUAAGUUCUUGAUGCACCGCGCCAGCUUCGCGUCUUGA
Pseudocercospora fijiensis CIRAD86 is the source of this 2880-nucleotide messenger RNA. RefSeq lists its product as uncharacterized. The transcript is spliced from 6 exons. NCBI's taxonomy places the organism in Eukaryota, Fungi, Ascomycota, Dothideomycetes, Mycosphaerellales, Mycosphaerellaceae. The record is from RefSeq and is a predicted model, not a curated record. Bases 1 to 2880 code for a protein of 959 amino acids.